AUCUUCAAUAACUAUUGAUGAAGAUAUUGAAGUUUAAAAAAUCCGAUUCAGGAUCAAUUCGAAUUGAUUCUACUCUGUUAUACACACUGACUCUCUGCCAACCAUGCAUAAGCUAUGGCGGCGUGAUGGCGAUGGCCUUGUAGUAGUGCCCGCCCAAAGCACUGGCAACCACAGACAAAAAACGCCUCUGAUCUCAUACUGAUCUGCAACACCAUUCUGCAUGCUGGGGAUGUUCGCAUUGCUUCUACAGCUCCUUUUUCUUUCUCCCCGGCAUACAUACCUUUUUCAACGACGGGCCAUUGGCCUCGUAUUUUGAGACAUUCUUCAGCAUUGGUGACUUGACAGCGAUUAGAUGUGACAUUCUAAGACAAAUCCAAUCUUCAGCCCAACGGCCUGUCACCAGCCGCAGAAAGACAUGGCCCAUAUCGUACCAAAGAGUUGCUUCUCUGGGAUAUACGUGCAAGCUUGAUGUCAAAGCUUGUUUAUUUCAAUGUAUUUUGACAGUGUUGGAGUCUCGAAUCUGACUGCAACCCGCUCAAUUGGCCCCGGACUCUUUCCCCCAUCGCUUUUGAUCUGACAGGGCUGAGAGAAAUUAAAGGAGGUUGGGGUUACUGGAGCCCAAAAAUGGACAGCACAGCUUAAACCGAAGGAUGGAAGCACCCGGUGGGCGCCAGCGUGGUACACGAUGGGAUCGGCCAAUUAGUUCCACUGGUUGCGGAAGCUCACUCUUUGAGUUCCCCGUGCCUGUAACUUAGCUUUUUACGAGCUUCCAUGCUACAUACAUGUUCCUGUGGAGGCGUGACAUGGUUCCAAGAUGGAAGCACCAAAUUAUUUGACAAUGGGAAAAUGGCACUACCGAAGCCCACCGAUGCCGAUGCUUGCUCUUCAGCUUGUCUGAGACAUUGCUGUGCAUACGAACGAAAGUCGCCGCUUGGAUAUUUCAAUUCGUGACCUAGCUGCUCAGAUAUUGACCUUGGUUGAUUCUUUACUCUUCUUGUUGAUUCAACCCCAUGCCAGCCCACGUCAAUAUCGGGUGACAAGCCUGCUUCCUAUUUAACCGAAUUUUGGGGCUAUUGAGAGUUUUUGGGUACGGAAUUCAAUCCCAGCAGUUGCCAAUAAAACGAGGAGGAGCACAAAAGUUCCAUGACAUGCCGAGAGAGAAGCAUAUCCCAACAAUUGCCAGCCCUAUGGGGGGCGCGGCGGUGGUGGCUCAUGUUACUGUGUAGAACGCUCCUACUGGGAAGCGCAUUCUCUUCAAUCCAGUUCCCGUGGAAUCAUGUUGUAUCACUGAGCUACUAGUCGCCAAUAAAACCUGGGUCCAUAUUGGUCAUGAUACAAGAUUGCUCAUGCAUUGGCUGGAAAGUGUAUAAAGUCCCACUCCAGCCCUCCUCCGCUCCAUUUCCCCUCAUGAGUUUUAUCCCCUAUCCUCAGAUUUGAAUACCUAGCAUUCCUCGUCUUGCAAGACACCACCCCAUAAUUAUCACUCUUUGAAAGACAAUGCGUCUCUCAUCUACAUUCGUUGGUGCCCUCGCCGCACUCGCCCCUACUGUUCAAGCAGUGGGCAAAGCCAUCGUGGUCAACUACUGCCCCUUCGACGUCUACCUCAACUCUGUCGGCAGCGAAAUUGGACCAGAACAGCACCUCAAGGCUUAUGGCGGUACCUACAGUGAGCUAUUUCGCCACGACCCCCGAAGUGGCGGUAUCGCUAUCAAGCUCACCCUCGAGCCAGGUGGCUUGCUGCACGGUGCACCACAAACCAUCUUCGCCUAUAACCUCGUCCUACCCGUGAUCUGGUACGAUUUGUCGGAUGUUUUUGGUGACCCAUUCGCCGGCUAUCCUCUGAAACUCGCACCCUCAGACCCCAGCUGCCCAGUGCUCUUUUGGCCAGAUGGCAUCCCGCCUGGACCAAGCCAGGUGAGAAACUGCCAGUCGAAGUCGGAUCUUACGCUGACAUUGUGCGCAUAUCCUUUUAAGAAGAAAGGAGAAGAAGAAGAAGCCUUUCUCGAUUAGAGAUACUCACCAGCCAACCUCUCUCCACGCAGUUAGUUUUCCACACGAGGUAUAGGGAGAGAGAGAGAGAAUGACCAUACUAUUGGUACGAGAUACUAUUUUUGUGAACUAAUGUUUGAACGCCAUGCCUUGACGCCCAUUAAUUUAUAUGAUGUGCCAAUGAGAACCAAAGCCAAUUUACUCCUUGUUUCCCCCUAUUUUUAAGCCCUCCCCCCCGGUUCCCUUCGCUCCUCGUAUGUGUACGUACCUAUGGCAUGCAACAUGUCUUACAGUCGUACGAUGGAACGUAAUAUCUACUCGGUCCUCUGAUGAAUUGAAAAGAUUGAUUUUAAAAUUUUUAUAUUCAUUUAUUCUUGGGGUUGAUUUGUUUUUGUUUUAUCUAUAGUGACUAAUCAACUCCGUGUGGGAUGUUGAUAUAUAUAUACCACUCUUUGAAUAUAUCAGAGAAAAGGAACCAGGGUAAAACACAGGGAGAGGGUAGGAGCAUCCCAGCUGUGCUAGAUUUGUGAGAAGGGGGGAACUUACUAGAAAUCCGUGUGACUGUAGAUAGAUCUUUGUAGUGUACAUGUACGGCCUUGGUGGGGUGGAGGGAGUAGAGUACGGCCCCAGUCCAUGAGUCUGCCUGCACGUAGGCCGUUGAGCACAAUUUCCCUGGGACGAAUAUAUAGUGGUGUCUUGUAUACCCGCGGAUGGGUUUCCGGAUAUUUUCUGGAGCGUCGACAAUCUAUCUACCGUAUGGCUCAGUUCCUAAACGUUAGAAGAUAGGGAGCCACGGAACAGGAUGAGAUUAAGGUUGAGCUGC
Blastomyces gilchristii SLH14081 is the source of this 2812-nucleotide messenger RNA. Its product is annotated as BYS1 domain-containing protein. The transcript is spliced from 2 exons. The coding region runs from base 1498 to 2010 and encodes 170 amino acids. NCBI's taxonomy places the organism in Eukaryota, Fungi, Ascomycota, Eurotiomycetes, Onygenales, Ajellomycetaceae. The record is from RefSeq and is a predicted model, not a curated record.